UCCUGUGCUGACUCUGAGAGAGCGGGUUACGGGCUGCGUCGCUCUGAUGAGCCCCGCGGGGGUGUGGGCGGGCUGGGAAAGUCCCCGCGCCGGCGGCUCCGGGCCUGGCAGUCGGGGCUGCCUGGGCAGUAGCAACGCGGUGGCUCGCUGGGCCGAGGGUGAAGAGAUUGACAGCCUCUACCAGACUUCAGCUCAAUGAGAUCUGAAACUGCCCAGAUGUUGUAUCUCAACUUAUGUGACUUAUUCUGGAAAUGCAAACAGACUUUUAAAUGCAUUGGUGCUGCCAGUUGCUGCAAUGAUACAGAAUGUUAAUGACAGUGAUAUUCAUGUGCCCUAUUAAUAAAGAUUAAACAAAUAGUGUAUUCAGGAGCUGAAUGGCUGUAUUAUUGUAAAAGAGCAUCAGAAGAAGGCUUUCUGUUCUGGAUUUACCCCUUGACAACACUGACACAGAAUCGUUAAACAAAUGUUGGAUCCUCUAGGAAUUUUCCUUUGUAACUGCUGUACAACUAUGUCAGCAGAUCAUCUUUCUUGAAUAUAACUGCUUAUUUAUAAAGUUUUAAUCACAAUGAAUUCAGGCUUAUGGAGUCAAGAAAAAGCCAGUUGGGAAGAGCGUGUCUUUUAUUUGCUUCUCCAGGAAUGCAGUGUUUUAGACAAACAAAAUCAAAAGCUUUUGAAAGUACCCAAGGGUAGCCUAAGCCAGUUUAUUCAAGAUCGUUCUUCUGUGGGACACGGCAGAAAUAUCCCUUCUAAAGGCAAGAAAAUGCAGAUUUGUUUAAAGGUUCUGGAACAGCCGCAUCCAGUCCUGUUUGUGGAUGAGAAAGAUGUUACAGAAAUAAAUGAGAAACUAGCUGAGUUGCUUUUGGCUAUUACCAACUGUGAGGAAAGAUACAGCCUGUUUAAAAGCAAAAGCCGAUUAAGUAAAGGUCUGCACAUAGAUGUUGGCUCACCUGUGAGAGUACAGCUGAGGUCGGGAGAUGAUAAAUUUCCUGGAGUUGUUCGCUUCCGGGGACCCUUGUUACAAGACAGAUUAUUAUCAGGGAUAUUUUUUGGAGUAGAACUACUGGAAGAGGGUCGUGGCCAAGGCUUUACUGAUGGACAGUACCAAGGAAAACAGUUUUUCAGAUGUGAUGAGGAUUGUGGAGUUUUUGUUGCCUUGGACAAACUAGAGUUGGUGGAGGAUGAUGACAAUGAACUGGAGAGUGAUUAUGCAGCUCCAGUUGACACGAUGCAGGUAGAACUUCCGCCUUUGGAGAUCAACUCCAGGGUUUCUCUGAAGAUAGGAGAAGGUAUAGAGUAUGGGACAGUUAUAUUCUGUGAUGUCUUACCAGGAAACGAAAGUUUAGGAUACGUUGUUGGAGUGGACAUGGAUAAUCCUAUUGGGAACUGGGAUGGAAGAUACAAUGGAAUACAACUCUGCAGUUUUGCAAGUGUAGAAAGUACACUUCUCUUGCAUAUCAAUGAUGUUAUCCCAGAGACUCAGGACAGGAGAGUUCCCAAACUUACCUUUGCCUCAAGAGGUGGUGGUGACAAAAGCUUAUUCAAUCAUAGUAAGCAAAAGAUCACAGGAUCUACCUCCGAGCCUGGAAAUAGAAACAGAUCUGAAUUUUUUUAUACAUUAAAUGGCUCUUCAAUUGAUUCUCAACCACAAACUAAAUCAAAAAACACAUGGUAUAUUGAUGAAGUUGCUGAAGACUCUGCAAAAUCACUUGCCGACUCAUCUUCUGGAUUCGGUCAUUCUUCACCACCACUACAGCCGCCUCCAACAAACUGUUUAUCUAACGAAAAUAGAUUUCACUCUCUACCUUUUAGCCUGACAAAAACGUCUAAUACUAAUGGUACUAUUGGACAUAGUCCCCUCUCUCUGUCUGUUCAAUCAGUUAUUGGGGAUUUGAACACUGCUGCCACUCAGGAAUGUCCAUCAAUAGUAAUGCCUGUCAAUAACUGGCAUGGUCUUGAAGCAGGUUCACUGGCUGAAGUUAAAGAGAAUCCUCCUUUCUAUGGAGUAAUCCGCUGGAUUGGUCAGCCACCAGGCGUAAAUGAAGUAUUGGCUGGAUUGGAACUGGAAGAUGAAUGCGCAAGCUGUACAGAUGGAACAUUUAAAGGAACUAGAUACUUCACCUGUGCCCCAAAAAAGGCUCUCUUUGUUAAACUCAAGAGCUGCAGGCCAGAUUCUAGGUUUGCAUCACUGCAGCCUGUUCCCAACCAGAUUGAACGCUGCAACUCUCUAGCCUUUGGAGGAUACUUAAGUGAAGUGGUAGAAGAAAACACUCCUCCAAAAACAGAAAAAGAAGGUUUAGAAACCAUGAUUGGAAAGAAGAAAGGUAUCCAGGGUCACUACAAUUCCUGUUACUUAGACUCCACCUUAUUCUGCCUGUUUUCUUUUAGCUCUGUUUUGGACACUGUUUUACUUAGACCUAAAGAAAAGAAUGAUGUAGAAUAUUAUAGUGAAACUCAAGAGCUGCUAAGGACAGAGAUUGUAAACCCUCUGCGGAUUUUCGGAUAUGUGUGCGCCACGAAAAUAAUGAAAUUGAGGAAAAUACUUGAAAAAGUUGAAGCUGCAUCAGGAUUCACUUCUGAGGAAAAAGAUCCAGAAGAAUUCUUGAAUAUUUUAUUUCAUCAUAUUUUAAGAGUAGAGCCACUGUUAAAAAUAAGAUCAGCAGGUCAAAAGGUACAAGACUGUUACUUCUACCAAAUUUUUAUGGAGAAAAAUGAGAAAGUUGGAGUCCCGACAAUUCAGCAGUUACUGGAAUGGUCUUUUAUCAAUAGCAGCCUGAAGUUUGCAGAGGCACCCUCAUGUCUGAUUAUUCAGAUGCCUCGAUUUGGAAAAGACUUCAAAAUGUUCAACAAAAUAUUUCCAUCUCUGGAAUUAAAUAUAACAGACUUACUUGAAGACACUCCUAGGCAGUGCCGCAUAUGUGGAGGACUUGCAAUGUAUGAAUGCAGAGAAUGUUAUGAAGAUACUGACAUUUCUGCUGGAAAAAUCAAGCAGUUUUGUAAAACCUGCAACACACAAGUUCACCUACAUCCCAAGAGACAGAGUCAUAAAUUCAAUCCAGUGUCACUUCCUAAAGAUCUACCAGAUUGGGACUGGAGACAUGGAUGUAUCCCUUGCCAGAAGAUGGAGUUAUUUGCUGUUCUCUGCAUAGAAACAAGCCAUUAUGUAGCUUUUGUUAAAUAUGGGAAGGAUGACUCCGCCUGGCUCUUCUUUGACAGCAUGGCAGAUCGGGAUGGAGGCCAGAAUGGCUUUAACAUUCCACAAGUUACACCAUGCCCUGAAGUUGGAGAGUACCUAAAAAUGUCUCUAGAAGAACUACAUUCACUGGACUCCAGAAAAAUUCAAGGAUGUGCACGAAGACUACUUUGUGAUGCUUACAUGUGCAUGUAUCAGAGCCCAACCAUGAGCUUGUACAAAUGAACAUUAUACUCUGGAGAGGAGAAAAAAACUCUACUCAGAUUUCUACUGUUGCAUUCAUGAUACACCUUAGUCAGUUUUGAUGCAACCGUUGCCGGCAAUGGAUGCUAUUAUAGGGGGAAAGCUGACUGCUAGAGCAAAAAGAUGAAUGUUUUAAAAACUACAUGUAGAGUUCUGUUGUUGAAAUAUUUCAUAAGCAUUUUGCACUCUAGGAAGUGUGCGUGUGUGUUUGUUUUAUAAACAAAGUCUAAAUGAAGUUGCUAAAAACUAAAGCUUUAAGUUAAGUGCAUUGAUAUGUUGAUUUUUGAAAUGAGAAAAGCUGAAUUGUAACAGGAAAAUUCUCCUUAGUCCAUUGAAAAUGUAAACACACACUGUGUAUUUGCUCAGUGUAUUUCUGUGGACCAAGGAUGAUUUUUUUUUUUUUUUUUUUUUUUUUUUUUUGGUCUGUAGCAACAGUUGCCUUCAGGAAGGAAUAAUUUUGGUUUUAAUAAGAUUGGUUGAUUUUAAACUGAUCAUUACAAUUUACUUAUGUGGUCUUGUUAACCCUUAGCAGUCAACUGAUAUCCUGCAUGUCUACUUCUAUAGAAUUCCAGGUCUUCAACACCCAUCAUCUCAAAACUGCUCUGUUCCUUGAGGUUUUUAUUCCUGUUUUAUUUGGGAAAGUCAAACAUACCUUCCUUUCAUAUGUGAUACUUUUCUUCAGGGACUGGGGCAAUACUGUCCAAGCAUAACCGUAGAUACAUAAACUAAUAGAUGGAAGUGUCUUUAAUAUAUAUUUUUUGCGGAACAUAAAAUUAAAUAUAUACAAAUGUUUGGAUGGCAAGCUAAACAAUGUGGCUUAUUGCCUCAGGGAGUGUUAAUAAAGUAGAAUCUGUAGUCCUUAAUAAAAUGAAGUUGACACUUUGACUAUCCUACAACAUACUGAGCUGCUAUAUGUAAUAGGUCUAAAUUUUUCAUUGUUUGGGAUCAUUAAUGUUAAAAAUAUAAACAGGAAUGAUAAAAUUACAAAUUUAAACAUUCUACUUGGUACCUGGUACGUAAGAACAAAAAAUGAAUUACACUAGUUUAAAAAAAAAAUCACUGUAAAGUAGUAUUGAUAUUUUGUGACUUGGAAGUUGAUUUUUAUUUGCAAUGGAAUUCAAUUGCAUUAAUUGCCUUUCAGCUACGUCUGUCUAAACUAUUUUAAAAAUGUUUAGAAAUGUCAUGUGUGUACAGCAAAAUUUGGAUGUUGUAGAAAUAAUUAUAGGUCCUAAACGGCAUUAUUGUGGGUUGUAGCACAUAUUUUCAGAUUUUUAAGAGCUGUUUUACAUGAGUAACUGCCUCUCUGGGAUCUACUCUGUGUAGAAAGGAUGAAGAACAGAUAAACGCACUAUCAUUUAAAACAAAACAAAUAAAAAAAACCUAAUUCCAAAAGA
Molecule: messenger RNA, 4827 nt
Organism: Malaclemys terrapin pileata
Lineage: Eukaryota; Metazoa; Chordata; Testudines; Emydidae
Gene: CYLD
Product: CYLD lysine 63 deubiquitinase
Exons: 18
Coding region: 566-3415 (949 amino acids)
Biological process (GO): regulation of mitotic cell cycle; protein K63-linked deubiquitination; positive regulation of extrinsic apoptotic signaling pathway
Cellular component (GO): cytosol
Molecular function (GO): cysteine-type deubiquitinase activity; K63-linked deubiquitinase activity
Source: RefSeq, a predicted model, not a curated record